Solanum dulcamara is the source of this 1769-nucleotide messenger RNA. RefSeq names its product DNA repair protein XRCC2 homolog. Gene Ontology annotation, biological process: double-strand break repair via homologous recombination. Lineage: Eukaryota; Viridiplantae; Streptophyta; Magnoliopsida; Solanales; Solanaceae. The record is from RefSeq and is a predicted model, not a curated record. The transcript has 12 exons. Bases 50 to 1060 code for a protein of 336 amino acids. Gene Ontology annotation, cellular component: replication fork; Rad51B-Rad51C-Rad51D-XRCC2 complex.
CACUGUCUUCCUUUUCGUUUCGGCUAAGAGCAACUGAGGAAGAGUAAAAAUGGCGUCGGCAAGAGAAUGGAUUGAAGGAGACGAAACGGCGAAGCAGUUUCUCACUAGGGUUUUUUCAAAGCGACCUUUUCUACCAUUGCCUCCACCUCUUCAUCGCAUUCCUCUUCGUCCCGGCAAUGUUGUCGAAAUCGUCGGUCCUUCUCCUUCUUCAAAAACUCGCAUUCUUAUGCAGGCUGCUAUUAAUUGUAUUUUGCCUAAGGAGUGGAAGGGUGUAAAUUAUGGAGGCUUGGAGCGAUUAGUUAUGUUUGUUGACCUGGAUUGUCGUUUUGAUGUGUUAAGCCUUUCACAAUCACUGAAGCAGCGGAUCAUUCGAGCAAAUGGCAAUGGUGUAGGCCACAAGCUAAAUAAGGUGGAUGAUUCUCCAAGUGGAUCAAAGGAUGCACACACAGAAUAUGACAAAGAAUUGCUUGCUGUCAGCAUGAGAAGGUUCUUGUACAUCCGAUGUUAUGAUAGUUUUGAAUUUCUUGCUACUCUUAAGACGAUGCAUUUCCAACUUCAAAAGGAAAAAGAGGCACAUGGCAGUGGUGUUUAUAUGCUUAUGAUUGACAGUAUUGGAGCUUUUUAUUGGAUGGAUCGCGCUUCCCCAUCUAUUCCACCAGGGAGCAAUAACAGGAGAAGUCUCUCUUUGCAAAGUGUGUCAGACAUUGCUGUUCAAGAGAUCCAGAAGAUUCUUGUGGUGCAUCCGAUGCUUGUUCUAACUACAAAAGCAGCAAGUUUACAGGAUAAAUUUACAUCUCGCGAAGUUAUUAGGAGUACAGGGCAGUUGUCUGUUGAGAGUAACUUUGACUCAAGGACCAUAAGGAGUAGUACUAAUGCUCAACUGUAUCGGGAGUAUAUGCCUUCAAUAUGGCAGUCCUUUGUUUCACACAGAAUACUUGUGCACCCUUCAGAUAGUAAAUAUCAAAAGCAGCCCAUCUAUUUGUCGGAAUGGCUGUUGCCAUCACUGAAGUUAUCAGACAAAUUCACAAUCAAUGAUGAUGGCACAUACCUCGUAUCAUGAAAUUCACAUGAUUUUGAACUGGCCUUUCGACACACUGAUUCAUGAUUGCUCCCAUAACUCGAGGUCAAGCAUUUAAAUUGAAACCCAAGAUGAAAUUCCAAAAUGUCACUUGCUCAUCUGGCAGUAGUAUCAACUGAAGUGUGAUGCAACAUGGAAGCUUUCUACCUAUUCAGAUUCUGGAUAGACAAAAUUCCAGGCAGAAAUAUUGGGACUUUUCUCAAUAUGGUCAUUUGUAGGACUAAAGGUCUUUGCAAGUUCUAGCAACCUGAGAGAUGAUGACAUCCAUCUACUUUCCACCAGCCAAUGUAAAUGACAACCAAAGCAAGAAAGAAAAGAUGUUAAUAGUUCUCGCGUAACUUGAUGACUCUUGAGAUAUUUUCUGAGUUUGUGACACAAAUCUGGAGAAGAGGAAAAACCUGGACAGUGAAGCAGAAGAUGGAGAAAGAAGUUAAAGCUGCAUUUUUUCAAAUUGGCAAUCUUUCGUAUUGCUGUUGUGAUGUUUUGUAUAUAAGAUAAUAACUAGGCAUGUCAAGAAACCUUGUUGGGGGAGUUGUUAGGAUAUAUGCUGUGUUUUUAGAUAAAUUAAUGAAACAACUCUGCACAAGAGCUGUUGAAAACUUCAUUGGCUCGACGUACUGACCAAAAUGGUCAUUAUUUGCAUCAAGCAAAUGAAUGCAAGACAUGCAUGUAGAGACAUGCAUCUAUCCUA